This is a messenger RNA of Syzygium oleosum, 3369 nucleotides long. Its product is annotated as pentatricopeptide repeat-containing protein At2g22410, mitochondrial. Gene Ontology annotation, molecular function: protein binding; RNA binding. Lineage: Eukaryota; Viridiplantae; Streptophyta; Magnoliopsida; Myrtales; Myrtaceae. Gene Ontology annotation, biological process: RNA modification. The coding region runs from base 111 to 2126 and encodes 671 amino acids. The record is from RefSeq and is a predicted model, not a curated record. The transcript has 3 exons.
GGAAACCUGCGUCGCGCUUGGAAGUGUUCCAUUCGUCGCAUUCCUUUUUUGCAUGGAGCUGCACGACCAGAAGAAGCUCCGAUGACACGAGAACCAGCCCCGCAUUUCUGAUGAUCCCUCCCCAUGCCGUCGCUCGCCGAUCCCUCCUCCUCCGUUCGCUCCCGGCGCUCCACGCCCGGUCUCUCCCUCCUCACCGGGACAAGCCCACGAGCUGGAACACCGCCCACGCCUUCGUCCUCUCGAACCCGCUCCUCUCCCUGCUGGAGCGGUGCCGCUCCAUGCCCCAGCUGUUGCAGGUCCAGGCCCAGAUGGUCGCCACCGGCCUGGCCUCCGACGGGCUGGCCCUGAGCCGCCUCGUCGCCUUCUGCGCCCUCUCGGAGUGGCGGGACCUCGGGUACUGCGCCAGGAUCCUGUGCGGCGCCGAGGACCCGAACGCGUUCUCGUGGAACGUGGGCAUCAGGGGGUUCGCGGAGAGCGAGAGGCCGGGGGAGGCGCUCGUUCUGUACCGGUGGAUGUUGAGGAAUGGCGGGUCGAGGCCGGACAAUUAUACUUAUCCCCUGCUGCUGAAGAUAUGUGCCAAUUCGUCGAUGAAUCGCAUGGGCCGCGGAGUUCUUGGCCAUGUGGUGAAGUUGGGAUUUGAGGGUGAUUUGUUCGUGCGCAAUGCGGUGAUCCAUAUGGUCGUUUCUUGGGGCGAGGUGGGGAAAGCACGCGAGGUGUUCGACGGAAGUCCCGUGAGAGACUUGGUUUCGUGGAACUCUUUGAUCAAUGGGUAUGUGAGGAGUGGGCUCGCGGGUUAUGCUUUGAAGAUGUAUCGUGAGAUGGAGGCAGAGGGCGUUAUGCCGGACGAGGUCACGACGAUUGGCAUGGUCUCUGCAUGUGCCCAGUUGGAGGAUUUGAAACUAGGGAGAGAAUUUCACCGAUUGAUUGAAGGGAAUGGGCUGACUUUGACUGUGCCCCUCGCCAAUGCUCUUAUGGACAUGUACAUCAAGUGUGGGGAUCUCGAACAAGCGCAGGAAAUUUUCGAUAACAUGAAGACGAGAACUUUUGUUUCUUACACCACGAUGGUCGUUGGAUACGCAAGAUUUGGGUUUCUAGACACGGCUCGUGAGCUUUUUGAUGGCAUGCCUCAUAAGGAUGUUGUUCCAUGGAAUGCAUUGAUAGGUGGCUACGUUCAAGCUAACCGUAGCAAGGAGGCUCUAGCCUUGUUCCAUGAAAUGCAAUCCAGCAACACAAGACCAGACGAAGUUACGAUGGUUACUUGCUUAUCGGCUUGCUCACAACUAGGGGCUCUUGAAGGUGGGAUAUGGAUUCACCACUAUGUAGAGAAACACAAGCUUUCCCUCAAUGUUGCCUUGGGAACUGCUCUUAUUGACAUGUAUGCCAAGUGUGGAGAUAUUCCUAGAGCUCUCCGUGUUUUCUCGGAAAUGGCGGUGAAAAAUUCCUUAACCUGGACGGCAUUAAUAUGCGGUUUAGCUCAUCAUGGGUGUGCACUGGAUGCUAUAUCUUUCUUCAGGGAAAUGAUUGGUAAUGGACUGAAGCCAGACGAGGUCACAUUUCUGGGGGUACUAUCUGCUUGUUGUCAUGGGGGUUUGGUUGAAGCUGGGCGCAAUUUCUUCUCUCAAAUGACUUCUGAAUUUAAUCUGUUCCCUAGGCUCAAGCAUUAUUCUUGCAUGGUAGACCUUCUUGGACGGGCUGGUUUACUGGAAGAGGCAGUAAAGCUUAUCGAGAGCAUGCCAAUAAAGGCAGAUGCUGCAGUUUGGGGCCCAUUGUUUUUUGCUUGUCGAGUUCAUAGGAAUGUCCUGCUGGGACAAAAAGUGGCUUUAGAACUUCUAAAGUUGGAUCCUCAUGACAGCGGUACUUAUGUUCUAUUGGCGAAUAUGUAUGGAGAAGCAAACAUGUGGGAAGAGGCUAGGAAGGUGAGGAAGCUGAUGACAAAGAGAGGAGUAGAGAAGACUCCGGGAUGUAGCUCAAUUGAGGUUAAUGGUGUUGUUCAUGAGUUUAUUGUUAGAGAUAAAUCACACCCUCAAUCGGAACGGAUUUAUCAAUACCUUGUCAUAUUGACAAGACAGCUGCAUCUUGUCGAGAAUAUGGUUGGUAUUUUUAAUUUGGGUGCCCAUUCUCUUUGAACCUGAUUGAUACCGGCCGGUGGCUUGAGGCUACUGCAGCAUGUUGACUUGAGCUCAAGUCUGAUGGGCACAUUAUGAUGCUCCAGAAAUUUGAAGCGGUGGUCAUUUUAUGGGCACCUGCAGCAUGCAGGCAGCUGGACUAGUUCACGCAGGAUAAAAAUUAUUCACCAUGUACUCCUUUUGGAGUAAAUCACACAUGUUAUGUAUUGGGCUACUGACAAGUGACAAGUAUAAACACGUUCUUCGGCCACAUAGAAGCAGAUCGUGCAGAUAAGAUUUUUAAUCUCCGUUAUAGCCACCAGAAGGUAUCUGUAUGUUUUUACAAGUCAAUGUUUUCAAGGAUCCUAGGUUGAAAGUUAUAUUCAGAGCAAGACUAGGACUACAAUUAGAAAAAAAGUAAAAAGAUAUUGCGAUUUAUCGAAUCUUUCUCAAAUAUUUGUUAAUUUGCUUUAAUGUAUGGAGUAGUACAUGGGACACGGUCAGUCAGGUUUAUGCACUCAUUGCAGCUCCUUCAUUAUUAGCAAGUUGUGAUGGGUGAUCAGUAUGCGUCCCGAUGUUCAAGGUACCGGCUGCCAUGCUUAUUUUAGAGCUUCCUGCAGCUAGUCCGCAUAGGAGUUAUGCCAGCUUCUCCAGAAGAAAGCUUCCCUGCUGAAGUUCUCAGUCUGCUAACUUUAAAGCAGUUCCUGCUCUGGUCGAUCUUUUGCAAUUUAUGAUACCGUUCCAGUGGUCCUGGCACUUAGAUGACUAAAUGCUGGUUACCUCUGGUCCGUCAAAGGGAUUCAAUGGUGCUGUGUUACUUGAAUCCUGCACUGACAGUCUGGUCAAGUUUUCUAAGGACACGGAAUAAAACCGGAUAUGUAGUGGUAGGCUAAGGAAGGCAAAGAAGUAGUAUAUGAUCCAGUUAGCACAGGGAGCGAGUGAGGUUGGCUACAACCUCUGUGUUCUGAAACAAGAGUUUCCAUCAUUGUGCUCUGCAGGCAUCUUGAAAUCUGGUUCUUUGACCACUAAACCCAAUCAUCCUCGAUGCUUGCGAGUGAUAUGAAGUUAUGAAGUGAAACUAUUGAAGUUUUGACUGCAUAUUUGCUUUGAUUUCUGGGGCUCUGGAAUUACGAGGAUUCUGCAAUCUUGUAAUCGCUAAUUUAGCAUAUUUCUUCCCUCUGAAGUCGAUCUUGGAACGGAUAGUUCUCUUAAAGUAGUGAUGAUAAGUGGUUGUUAAAUGAGUACGUGAAUCAGAUUUUGCUAC